CAUAAAUUUUUACUUCAUACGUUGGUUCCAUUUUUUUAAUUUUACGUCUCCGUCACACCUUCUCCCUAUCCACUAAACACAGAUCCCAAACCUGACAAAAGCACAUUAGUAAAAAAUAAAGAAUCUUCCCUUUGUUUCCACGCAAUAAUUCCCUUAAAAUCCCUCUCUCUUUCUCUCACAUUGAAAGCUUCUUCUGCUUAACUCCACCAGUAAUAUUAUAUUCUCGUUUUCUCUGGUAGACUGGAAUAAACGAUGACUACCUUCUCCCAAUCCAAGUCCACCGGAGCAACCGGGUUUACGGAUUCUAAACCUACCCGGCCCGGCCCUGACAUGUACGAGAAUAUCCACGGCGACGAGUACAAAGAAGAUCAUAGCCCUACGAGCAUAGACUACUACGACGUAUCCACGCCGCUGAGCUCACACGGGUCAAGAUCCGGGUCUGGACAGUUCACGAUGCUCGACCUUCUGGCGGCGGUUCUGAGGAAGUCGCUGGUGAUGUCUUGUACCAUGGAGGGAGGUGGUGAUGACAUGGCUGCGUCUAUGGAUAUAGGUUGGCCGACGGAGGUUCAGCACGUGAGUCAUGUGACUUUCGACCGGUUUAAUGGUUUUCUCGGUCUUCCCUCUGAGCUCGAACCGGAGGUUCCUCCUCGAGCUCCAAGCGCCAGUGUGAGUGCCUUUGGAGUAUCAGCGAAGUCGAUGCAAUGCUCUUACGACAACAGAGGAAAUAGCGUCCCAACGAUCCUUCUCAGGAUGCAGAAACGUCUUUAUACCGAAGGAGGUCUUAAAGCUGAAGGAAUAUUCCGAAUAAAUCCAGACAAUGCCAAAGAAGAGUAUGUCCGAAAACAGCUAAACAGCGGUGUAGUACCACGUGGAAUCGAUGUUCAUUGCUUGGCUGGUCUAAUAAAGGCCUGGUUUAGGGAGCUACCAACAGGAGUGCUUGAUGUGUUGACACCAGAGCAAGUGAUGAAAUGUAACACAGAAGAAGACUGUAGUAGGCUCGUGACUCUUCUUCCUCCAGUUGAAUCUGCACUUCUAGACUGGGCCAUCGGUCUAAUGGCUGACGUGGUUGAGUAUGAACAGUUCAACAAAAUGAAUGCUCGCAAUGUAGCUAUGGUUUUCGCUCCAAACAUGACCCAAAUGGCAGAUCCUUUAACCGCAUUGAUACACGCAGUACAAGUGAUGAACUUUCUCAAGACUUUGAUCUUAACGAACCUCAAAGAGAGGGAAGAUGCAUAUGCGAAAUCGCGGGGGAUCAAUAAACAAACAUCAGAUCCAUCAGAAGAAUGGGGAUCACACGACUCUGAGAUAUUGGGCAACAAUAUCAAACCAAGCAACAACCCUAAGUUCUUGAGAGUGUCUACUCUUUGUAGGCUAGAGGCUGACAAUGAAGAAGAGUUUUGGAACAUUGAGAAGAGACACGAUCAUAAGGAUACAGCUGAAACCAUUGGGACUGUUCAGAGGCUGUCUAAGUUAAGCAAAUCGACAAAGAAACCUCUUGAAAGUAAUAAAGACGAAGGAAGAAGAGGACGAGAAGCUUGGGGCUCACGUCUCUCUUCUUUGCCUUGGUAAAUUUUACUUACCAUCCUUUUGUUUCCUCUUUUUUCUACUUUUGAGUGUGUAAAAAAAUAUUGUGAAUUAUGAUUAUAGGUGUUAGUUGUUUGGAAUAGGUAUAAUGUUUAU
Brassica oleracea var. oleracea is the source of this 1680-nucleotide messenger RNA. RefSeq names its product rho GTPase-activating protein 3-like. Gene Ontology annotation, molecular function: GTPase activator activity. Gene Ontology annotation, biological process: signal transduction. The transcript has 5 exons. Lineage: Eukaryota; Viridiplantae; Streptophyta; Magnoliopsida; Brassicales; Brassicaceae. Bases 253 to 1569 code for a protein of 438 amino acids. The record is from RefSeq and is a predicted model, not a curated record.